GGGGUGUGCGCGGAUCUGAUGUGCUGUUUGAAAAAUGGCGGCGACGCAGUCGACGGCCGGGGUGCCAGUGAGCACUCUCAACCCCAAGUUUCUACACACCAACUCCACCAGCCACACCUGGCCCUUCAGUGCCAUCGCUGAACUAAUAGAUAAUGCCUAUGAUCCAGACGUUAGCGCCACAAAGUUCUGGAUCGAUAAGACCGAGAUCAAAGGGCAGCUAUGCCUCGUUUUCAUGGAUAACGGAAAUGGACUGAUUUAUGAGACAAUGCACAAGAUGCUCAGUUUCGGGUACAGUGACAAGCCUGUCGUAAAUGGCCAGCUGCCAAUUGGUAUAUAUGGCAACGGCUUCAAAUCUGGCUCCAUGCGUCUUGGGAAAGACGCUAUUGUGUUCUCCAAAAGAGGGGAUGACUCUUGUGUUGGGAUGCUUUCCCAGAGCUACCUGGAGACGAUUGGUGCCAAGCAGAUCAUCGUCCCCAUUGUCAGCUUCAAACAGAAAACACCAAACAGAGAGCAGCACAGAGCAAGUCUACAGCACAUCCUGCAACACUCGCUCUUCAACACGAGGGAGGAGCUGUUCGCUGAGAUAAAGGCUAUCAACUCCACCUUCACGACAGAAACCAGCGGGACACGAAUCAUUAUCUGGAACUUGCGCAGGACAUCAACAGAAACAUCAGAGUUUGAUUUUGCGAAGGACCGCUAUGAUAUCCAAAUUCCUUCUGAGGCAGUCAAUGAAAGAUACAAUCUAGAGCAGUUGACAUCGUCCAUCCCUGAGUGCGUCUACUCAUUGCAUGCCUACUGCAGAAUUCUGUACCUGAAGCCUCGCAUGCAGAUCAUGAUUCGUGGUCAAAAGGUGAAGACUCAACUCAUCUCAAAGAAUCUGGCUCACAUUGCCAAGGACCGGUACAAGCCCGCUUUCCUUAACAGAGCCGUAUCGAUCACUUUUGGGUACAACACCAAAAGCAAAGACCAGUAUGGCAUUAUGAUGUAUCACAAAAAUCGCCUCAUCAAAUUCUAUGAACGUGUGGGCUGUCAGCUCAAGGCAAGCAACAAGGGUGUUGGAGUCAUUGGGGUUGUGGAGUGUAACUUUCUGGAGCCUACCCACAACAAACAGGAUUUUGACAACACUGAUAAGUACAGGAAAAUGAUGAGCAAUUUGGGGAUAAAGCUAGAGGAAUACUGGAAAGAAAUUCGCCACAUGAAAAACAGCGAGGAUCCAAACAGCACAGUCCCAGUGGAGGAUACCAAGAAGCGACCUGACCAAAACUGGGUGCAGUGCGAUCUGUGUCUGAAAUGGAGGAAACUCCCUGAUGGCAUUGACGACACCCUGCUCCCAGACAAAUGGUUCUGCAGUUUGAAUCCGGACCCCCAGUUUAGGGGCUGCCAUGUCGAGGAGGAACCAGAGGAUUCAGAUGAUGAGCAGCCUACAUACCAGAAGACCUACAAGAAACGUGAGAGGGAGGAAAAAAGGAAUCAAGAGAGGAAAAAAAAAUUGCUUGAGGAAGACAAAAAGCGCCAGGAAGUGGAGCGUCGUGUCAGACUUGCCCUCCAAAACAAGGAGUUCGAACGGAAAAAUAAGAAAAUGGAGCAGCAGUUGAAUAUGAUGCAGCAGCCCAGCAGGCUGGUUGAUGUCCGUUCCCCAUCUACCCCUAGCACCUCAAAGAGGAGGGCUUCCAAGGACAUCCCAGUAGUGAACCUUGCAACUGCUCUGUCCUCUCCUCCUUCAACGGCCGCCUGCAGCUCCUCCAGCGAUGAUACGUUUCCAAAAAUUUUGAAUGUGUGCUCCCUCUCAACAACUCCAUUAGGCGUUAAGAGAAAUCUGCCUACGACUCCGCAAAGUGUGUCAAAAAGAUCCAAACCAAAUGAGCUCUUUCGGAGCACCUCGGGCACAACAUCAUCAGCGGAAUCAAGUCCGAUGACCGCCCCACCGACGCCAGCGAAUCCCCUCAACGAAGCUGACGACAGUAUCGCAAAUGAUGAGGACGUUGACAUCUUUGAGACUGUCAGUACUCCUGCAUCGGGGAAGAUGAAAAGGGGGCCACAGCCAAGCGAUUCCGGUAUCGGCAUGCAGAAGGAGGGCACGAUCCCGGUAUCGGCAUGCAGAAGGAAUGCCCAGGACGACACGAGUCUGUCUGAGGCACCAACACGGAGAGCAGAUGAACUGAGACGGGCUUUAUUUGCAACUUUUCCGGCCAAUUCUACUUGUGUUGAUGUAGCCAUGGAGACGAAUGCUGAAGGCACAAGCUCCACGGAUAAUGCGGCUGUGGGGAAUGGUCCCUCCCCACCGUCCCCCCAACAGGUAAAUAUUAUGACCCAGACAGAGCCAGUCACAGUGAAGCAGGAGCAGGACAAUGUUGACAACGGAAUAGAAAUAGUGCAAAUUAAACAAGAAUGGGAGGACGGAACAGAACAGCCAGAGCGGAGGUUUGUCAUGGUGGAGGAAGCUGGAGGUGAUGACACCCGUGUUGGAAAUCAGGGGGCGAAGACCUUUAGCAAUGGAACAAUAGCGUCAGACACCGAAGAUGGAGCUGGAUCUUCCCGUUUAAAUCCCCAGGACGCAUAUGGCUCUCGGCGCAUUAGCGAAGCACAGGAGCAGCAACAGCGGCUAAUGGCGCUCAUGCAGACCACAGCUGAGGAGAGAGAUUCCCUCAAGGGGCAAGUCCACCAACUCACCCAACAGCUGCGCGAUGCAGAGAAUAGAUUGCAGGAGAUGUCUCGAGCAGAGGAGGCUGCUCAAGCCGGCCGAACCCAGGGGACGGAAGGAGAGCAGGACUACAUGAGUGUGUUUGACGCACCAACACAGAGAGGAGAGGUGCUACGUAUAGAGAGAGAGACUUCACCGGCAGCUUGUCUGGCCAAUUCCAGUGCUGCCACAGAGGAAAAGGAAACUCGUGAGAUUGCCCUGCAAACUGACGGUCUGGUCCCGGAGCUUGAUGAAUGUAUCAAAGAGAGGGAUGAGCGACGUUCACAGGUGGAGCGCUUGGAGAGGGAGAACACCAACCUGCUGGCCCGAUGUGAACAGCUGAAGUUGAACCUGGAGCAGCUGAGGGCCGACACAGAGCGAGACUCCACUAGUCAGCACACAGCCACUCGUCCCGUUGUCCGGCAGGGGGAAGAGGCCUCCGGCACUGCCUCGACCUCAGACACAAACAGAAACAGUUUAUUGGAGCUGCGGCACAAUGUCGGACAACUUCUUGCCUCUUUUGUUCCUGGCUUGGAACUGGACCAGGUGAAUUAUGAAUGCAAUGUCAUUGACGAGAUGCUAGAACAGGUUCUGUCCAAUCAAGACUUCAUAUGGAACUUAAAGUAGCGGGCUGAGCAGCGAGUCAGAAUCAACCCUUUGAUGCACAAGCUGUAGAAAACCCCUUCGAGUGUACAGCGUGGGUCAGAAAUGCCCCGUAUUCCUUUCCUAUGCUGUGUCAUGCAUGGCUGAGGGUUUCCUUGUUAUCUUUUGAAACAGAUGUAUUUCAUCAUUUAAUAAGUUUUAUGUGUUGUUUUUUUUUUUUUAAUAUCUUGAUUUCGAUUGCCACAAAUCAUUAUUUCCAUUUUUACUUUUUUUUUACUUUAUGAGCGAAAAUAGCUUUUGUAUUACUAUAUAACGUUCACACACCGGUCAAAAGUGACCCAUGUGUGCAAGUGUCAUUUAAAAAAAAUAGACAUAUCAAAAUACAUGUUUUUAAAUAACUAUUUUAGCAGUGAUACACCAGCUUCACUGCACAACACCCUGAUUACGUGGGUGGCGUGACCAAUGCACGGCAGCUAAUUCAUCAAGGAGCUGGGCAAAAGACAUCCGGGUAGCGUAGCGGUCUGUUCCGUUGCCUACCAACAUGGGGAUCGUUGGUUCGAAUCCCCGUGUUACCUUCGGCUCGGUCGGGCGUCCCUACAGACACAAUUGGCCGUGU
This is a messenger RNA of Lampris incognitus (smalleye Pacific opah), 3899 nucleotides long. RefSeq names its product MORC family CW-type zinc finger 3a (gene morc3a). Gene Ontology annotation, cellular component: PML body; nucleus. NCBI's taxonomy places the organism in Eukaryota, Metazoa, Chordata, Actinopteri, Lampriformes, Lampridae. Gene Ontology annotation, molecular function: zinc ion binding; ATP hydrolysis activity. The transcript is spliced from 19 exons. The coding region runs from base 35 to 3307 and encodes 1090 amino acids. The record is from RefSeq and is a predicted model, not a curated record.